CAAGGAAGGUGUACCCAUGAUGGAAGACGAUCAGAUCCAGGAACACUUAAGCAAACUGGACAUAUAUCAGCCCACAGGCCCUGAUGGGAUGCACACAUCAGUGCUGAGAAAGCUGGCAGCAUCAAAAGAUGACUCAGUAAUCUUAUGGCCACCAAGAGAAGUGCCAAAAGACUAUAAAAAAGCAAACGUCACUCUUAUCUUCAAGAAGAGCAAGAAGAAGAACACAGGGAGAUACAGCCUGGUCAGUCUCACCUCAAUCCCUAGGAAUGUCAUGGAGCAGCUAAUCCGGGAAACCAUUUUCAGGCUCAUGAACAACAAAAAAACCCUCAGGAAUAGUCACCAUGGAUUCAUCAAGGGCAAGUCAUGCUUAACCAACUCGAUAACCUUAUAUGAUGAAACAAUUGGACUGGUAGAUGAGGGGAGAGCCAUGGAUAUUGUCUACCGGGACUUCAGCAAGGCUUUUGAUACUGUCUCCCGGAAGAUCCUCACAAAGAAGCUGUUGAUGUAUGGGCUGCAUGAUCAGACAGGGAGGUGGAUUAAAAACCGGCUGAAUGGCCAGGCCCAGAGGGAGGUGAUCAGUGCUGCGAAGUCUAGCUGGAGGCCAGUGACUAGCUGUGUACCCCAGGGGUCAAUACUGGGUCCAGUCCCAUUUAACAUCUUCAUUAAUGAUCUGGAUGAUGGGGCAGAACUCAACGAAAAGAAGGACAAAGUCCUGCACCAGGGGAGGAACAACCCCAGGCACUAG
Molecule: messenger RNA, 745 nt
Organism: Tauraco erythrolophus (red-crested turaco)
Lineage: Eukaryota; Metazoa; Chordata; Aves; Musophagiformes; Musophagidae
Source: RefSeq, a predicted model, not a curated record